Molecule: messenger RNA, 1353 nt
Organism: Ramularia collo-cygni
Lineage: Eukaryota; Fungi; Ascomycota; Dothideomycetes; Mycosphaerellales; Mycosphaerellaceae
Product: related to Arginine N-methyltransferase 2
Exons: 3
Coding region: 1-1353 (450 amino acids)
Biological process (GO): peptidyl-arginine methylation
Cellular component (GO): nucleus; cytoplasm
Molecular function (GO): protein arginine N5-methyltransferase activity
Source: RefSeq, a predicted model, not a curated record
AUGACCACCGCACAGGAAGACACCGCCAUGGCCGUAGAUACCAACACACUCAACGACGAAAUCCUGCUGGCCGCCACCAACCACGAUCUGGAAGCUCUGCGAAAACUUCUUCGCACCGGCUCCGCAAGAAUCCAGGACCCGGAAACCGGCUUCUCACCUCUACACGCCGCAAUUGCUUCUUGCGAAGCUGAUAGCAACUUGAACGAGGAGGCAGGCGUAGAUGGCGAGGGAGAUGCUGUCCACAGCAAUGCUCUUGAGGAGGAAGCUGCUCUUGCUACCGUCCAACUGCUGUUGGAGAAUGGCGCAAUCUGGAAUGAUCUCGACAAGAACGAUGAGACUCCGGGCUGUAUUGCCUUGAGAAUGGGCUUGAAGAAGGUCUACAGAGCAAUUGUGACUGCUGGUGUCAUGGCCGAGCUGCUCUUCAGCAGACUUGACGAGUACGACUUGCUGCCGGAUAAUGAUGAGGAUGAGGAGAUGGAGGAUGAUGACGCUGUUGUAGGGAUGGACCCAACCCCUAGUGGUUCUGCUGGUACAACGUCAAAUGGACAGAGCAACGGAGGUGCCUCGGCUGUCGAUGGCUUCGAGCCUGUGCCGAAUCCGCCCACAGUGCCUGAAGUUGUUCAGACGGACGAGAACGGCGAUCAAACCGCACCUGAAGUUGUUCUUUCCAACCCAAACGUCAACAACCAGGACUACCUCAAAUCAGAGCUCAUCUACUCUCCUGGACGUCUGCUCGACUCGGACAAGAAUGCUGUGAUGAUGGACUGGGAGACGGAGAUUAUGAAGGCAUCCGCGGAUAAAUUGUGUCCAAAGGAAGGUCUGAGGACGAUGAACAUCGGUCACGGAAUGGGCAUCGUUGAUACCAUGUUUCUCGCGAACAACCCACAGAUGCACUACAUUGUCGAGGCGCACCCUGCUGUUCAAAAGCAUAUGCGGGAGACUGGCUGGUAUGAUAAGCCAAAUGUCACCGUAUGCGAGGGCAGAUGGCAGGAUGUCCUCCCCAAGCUCGCCGAGCAAGGUGUUGUGCUCGACGCGUUGUACUACGACACAUAUGCUGAGGACUAUUCUGAUCUCAAGGAGCUGUUUGAGGAGCACUGCAUCGCUCUGAUUGACCGCAAUGGCAAAUUCGGUUUCUACAACGGUCUGGGAGCGGAUAGACAGAUUUGCUACGAUGUCUACACUGAGGUUGCUGAGGAGCAUCUCAAGAACGCUGGUUUCGACGUUGAGUGGACUGUAUUACAGGUACCCAACCUCAAGGGAGAACAAGAUCCAGGCGCCUCUUGGACUGGAAUCCGCCGGUCGUACUGGGAAGUUCCCGAGUACCGACUGCCCACAUGCACAUGGGUUGGUUGA